Messenger RNA from Leptinotarsa decemlineata (Colorado potato beetle), 4481 nucleotides. RefSeq names its product intraflagellar transport protein Oseg6 (gene Oseg6). The record is from RefSeq and is a predicted model, not a curated record. Gene Ontology annotation, molecular function: protein binding. Gene Ontology annotation, biological process: cilium assembly; intraciliary retrograde transport. NCBI's taxonomy places the organism in Eukaryota, Metazoa, Arthropoda, Insecta, Coleoptera, Chrysomelidae. Gene Ontology annotation, cellular component: cilium; intraciliary transport particle A.
GAUGGACAUUCUCAACACACGAACCAUUACGUUUUGUUUCACAUAGUUUCUUAGAUUUCUAAAUUUUAAUCAUAACAGAUGGUUCUAACCUAAAACCAACUCUCGUGUCCUAUAUGAGAUGAAAACAAAAGUGUUUGUAUUGUUAAAAAACCUGAAAAUAAUUAUCAAUAAUCCAUACUUUCUUUCCUAAUCUUCAAAAUGACUACAGAAAAGAUACUUUUUCGACUUGAACAGCCUCACGGCUCCGGAGACAUUUAUAUCGCCUGGCAGAAAGGUUCGGGAAUGUAUCUGGCGACAACAGGCAUCGAUUCUAUGGUUAACAUUUUCGAUCGCUACGGAGAAGUUCAAGAACGGAUAAGACUGCCAAGCCUCUGCACUGGAUUCUCUUGGGAUUGCGAGGGCGACAUCCUAGCUAUCAUAUGUCAGUCUUCUCAGUUGAUAUUGUGGGAUUCGAAUACUACCAAGAAGAACAUUGUAGAUGUUGGUUUGAAGGAUACAAUGACUUGCUUGGUAUGGGCAAAAACGACUGCGAUAUUAGCCAUGGGUAGUUCGAAGGGAAAUGUCUCGAUUUAUAAUCAUAAUACGUCAAAACGUACCCCUAUAUUAGGAAAACAUUCGAAGAAAAUAACUUGUGGAGCUUGGAACAGUGAUAAUUUGUUAGCCCUAGGUUCUGACGACAAAACCAUUUCUGUCAGUAAUGUUGAUGGGGACACUCUGAGAGUAGUAAAUUUGAGAGCUGAACCCUCAGAAAUUCAUUUUUCAGAAAUGAAAACGGAUGAGAGAGUUGGUGGUGAGAACACAAUCAGCCUGUUGGUUGGAAAGAAAACUUUGUACCUAUACAAUAUGGUAGAUCCAGAAAAUCCCAUCGAACUAGCUUUCCAACCCCAUUAUGGUGCAAUCAUAAACUAUAAAUGGUUUGGAGAUGGAUAUAUUUUGCUGGGAUUUACAGCAGGCUAUUUCAUUGCGAUUUCUACUCACAUCAAAGAAGUAGGACAAGAAUUGUUCCAGAUCCGCAACCACAAGAAUUCCCUGACAGAUAUAGCCAUAUGUGAGGUAACUGACAAGGCAGCAUCCUGCGGUGAUAACACUGUUAAAAUUCAUGACUUGACCAAUUUGCAAGAAACAUCCAGUGUAUUGACAUUGGCACAGGAAGCGGGUAUUGAUCGUAUCGCUUGGAGCACUGAUGGACAGCUUCUAGGUGUUUGUACUAGAGGGGGUUCUCUAAAUGUUUACGUAUCAUUCAUGCCUGUUUUGACGUCUGUUUGUCCGCCAAGGAUCGCUAUUCUUUCUAGUCUAACAGAAGUGAGCCUGUAUAACUACAGUUCAGAUAAGACAAAACUGAAGCCCAUUCCUGUCACGCUGGAACUAGAGCCUAGUUUCAUAGCAGUAGGCCAGUACCAUCUAGCGGCGGGCAUGAAUAACAGCGUUUGGUUUUAUGAUCUGACGAAAUCUCAACCUGGUAAUGAAGAGGCCCCUCUCAAACUCAAAGGGAGGCAGUAUAUAGGAGCAGUGUCCAGUAUGAAGCUGAAUUCUGAAUAUGCCUGUGCAUUAUUUGAGGGACGACUUCAGCUUCAUUUGAUCGAACCUUCCGAAGCUAGUCAAGAGGAGAAGGAGUCUAUUAUCUUCCCUGAUAGCAAUACUGAAUCAACAGUGAUUACUUGUCAUGAGUUGACAACAGAUUUUCUGAUUUACGCGACAAACACGGGUCAACUUGUGUAUUUUUAUUUGGAAGAUUGGACAAAGGCCAUGGAGUUCAAACAUAUUGUAGGAAUCGCAAAUAUUUAUGUCGAUCCUGCCGGCACUAGAUUGAUAUUUAUCGAUAUCAAAACUAAUGGUUAUGUUUUCAAUGCUGUUUCAAUGGAAACAGUACCUAUACCGUCACUGCCAAACAAGGUGCUGGGAAUAACAUGGGACAGCAACAUCACCGACAGAAACAUUUUCAUUGUCCAUGAGGAACAAGAAAUUUCCACUUACAUCUACGUCAAACAUUCAAUUGAUGGUUCUUUUGUGAAAAGGAUAGGCCAGACUGCCUUGGUUACCAAGCAGACGCCUUUGUUGAUGUAUGCAGGUGAGGUUAUGUCUGGUACUUCUAAUGGGCAGUUGGCUCAGCUGUCAUUGAGCACUCAUGACUCCGUGCAAAUUGGUAUAAAUGGGAGGGAUCCAGUUGUUUUGGAAACUAAUUUCAACAAACAGUUGGCUCUACACAGAUUUAAUUCCGCAUUUGAAACAAGUAUUCUGCUGAAGUCUGCGGAACUUCAAAGGAGGUUAGCAGCAGAAACACUCAAAUAUUUGGAAAUCGAAACAGCCUUGAGAAUCUACAAAUACUUAGAGGAUGUCGCCAUGGUUUGGAAUUUAGAAAGUAUAUCUGACAUUGAGGACUACAAACUUUUGUGUGGAUACAUGUCAAUGUAUUUGAAUGAGUAUGAUAAAGCCCAAGAGUGGUUUCUGCAAUCAAGCCAUCCAGAAGCAGCGUUGGAUAUGCGAAGAGAUCUGUUGCAGUGGGAUCAGGCGCUUCAGCUGGCGAAAAGAAUGGCACCUGAACAAGUAGCGAUGAUUUCUAGAGAGUAUGCUCAGCAGCUGGAGUUUGUUGGUAAUCACUCCGAAGCACUAAGACACUACGAAAAAGGCUUGCAAGAAAACUUAAACCUCGAACACACGUUCACUUGCAAAGCCGGCAUAGCAAGAACGAACUUGCACUGUUCCAACUACCGGCAUGGUAUGUCAAUCGCCAUAGAACUGGACGACAAACAGCUUCUGAAAGAGUGCGCAGAGAUCUUGGACAAGAAAAAACAACUUUCCGAAGCCGCGCAGCUGUACGAAAGGUGCCAGCAGUUCGAAAAAGCUGCUUCAAACUAUAUCAAGCUGAAGAAUUGGGAAAAAGUAGGGGAGCUGUUACCCAACAUAACCUCAACAAAGAUUCAGCUGCAGUACGCUCAAGCGAAAGAAACCGAGGGAAAGUACGAGGAGGCCGCGAAGGCCUACGAAAUCGCCAAAGACUUUGAUUCCGUAAUAAGGCUUCAGCUGGAUCAUCUCGGCAACCCCGAAAUCGCCGUAGAGUUGGUACAAGAAACUAAGAGCGUCGAAGGCGCUAAAAUGGUCGCCAAGUUCUUUUUACGCUUGAAUGAUGUUACGUCGGCUAUCAAGUUUCUGGUGCUCUCAAAAUGCUGUGAAGAAGCAUUCGAUUUGGCCAAGCAGAACGGAAAGAUGUCGCUGUAUGGAGAAAUCCUGCUGGAUACAUUUUCAGAGGAUGAGAUUAAACCCCAGGACUUCAAUGCAGUAGCUGUGCACUUUGAAAACGAACGGAAUUAUUUGCUAGCGGGAAAAUAUUGGUUUCAUGCUAGGAAUUAUCAAAAGGCGAUGAAGCACCUGCUGAAAGCCGCCAAAUCCAACUCGAAGGAAAAAGAAGCCAUUACCACUGCCAUAGACGUCGUCGCUUCAUCAAACGACGACUCCUUGUCGAACACGUUGAUCGAGUUCCUUCUGGGAGAAACCGACGGCUUGCCCAAAGACCCGAAAUACCUAUUCAGGCUCUACAUGGCGAAGAAGCAGUACCGAGACGCAUCAAAGUCGGCCCUCAUCAUAGCCAAUGAGGAGCAGAUCAACGGCAACUACAGGAACGCCCACGACGUCCUGUUUGCCAUGUGUCAGGAGCUGAAGCAGAACGGGAUCAAGAUUCCGUACGAGAUGUAUGCCAACUUGAUGUUGCUGCACAGUUAUAUUUUGGUGAGGUUGCAUGUACGCAGAGGAGAUCACUUGAAGGGAGCGAGGAUGUUAAUCAGGGUCGCUAAUAAUAUCUCCAAGUUUCCGUCACAUGUGGUACCAAUUUUGACGUCAACUGUAAUUGAAUGUCACAGAGCAGGUUUGAGGCAUGCGGCUUACAAAUAUGCUACUACUCUGAUGACCCCUGAAUAUAGAAGGAGUAUCGACGCGAAAUACAGUAAGAAAAUAGAAGCAGUGGUUAGAAAACCGCCGAAAAACGGUAAAGACGGCGAACCGAUCAGUGAUCCAGUUGAACCUUUAACUCCAUGUCCGUACUGCGAAAAUAUGUUACCAGAAACUGAAGUCACUUGCAGCAGCUGUAAAAAUAAUAUACCUUUCUGCAUAGUUACGGGUCGCCAUAUUUUAAAUACUGAUUUGACUGCGUGUCCCGAAUGCGAUUUUCCAGCUCUGCUAACUGAAUUCUUUGAAUACCUAAAGAAUGAAGAGCACUGUCCUAUGUGCUCGGAAAAGGUCGACUCUAGGAGAUUGUUCAAGAUAGGAAACACCAAACCUUAUUUGAACGUAGAAUAGAUGUCAUAAAAGUUAUCAUUUCAUUUCACGCGAAUGAUCUCAUUGUUUUUCAACUCAGUAGUUAUAAGAUGAAAAGUGAUCCUGAUUCCGUCCAAUAUUGAUGGUACAAUUAUUUUCAAAUCGAGUCUGUUGUGGUAUUGUUGAUAAUUUAUUUAUUUUUUCAGUUCCUAGCUAUUAAAAUUCACUGAGAA